AUGUCUGUCAAGAAAGUGCAAGGCCACAUCGAUGCUAUUCAGCGCAAGCUGGAGAAGUCCAUCAAGAUCGCCGACAAGGGGCCGAACAUGAAGCUCGGAGAUGUUAUCAAGCUGGGACGCAAAACUAACUCUAUUGUAUCUGAAAUUAAGAAGAGCAUCAGCGAAUACGAUGGUGCUGAUCCUACCCCUGAGGAGGCACAAGCCAUCCUCACAAAGAUGGAGAAGGUCGUCGAGUUGACUGAGAAGGAACUGGAGACUAUGGUCCAGAACAAGCCCCGCAUUGACGAGCUACAUGUUGGAGGUCUCGUUAAGAGAAACUUGUUGAACAGCCAAGAGGCGGGAGCCAAAUUCUCUGUGACGUUGAAUGAGAAAGCCCCUGAUAACCUGAAGGCUUCGGCUCAAGCGCUCGAGGAGAGACGCAAUAAAGCCUUUGACAAGGCUGUCAACGUCUUCGCCAAUGCUCAGGGAGGUGAGGACCAGGCUGAGGGGGAGGACGACUCGGAUUAA
This is a messenger RNA of Diaporthe batatas, 507 nucleotides long. RefSeq lists its product as uncharacterized. The coding region runs from base 1 to 507 and encodes 168 amino acids. The transcript has 3 exons. The record is from RefSeq and is a predicted model, not a curated record. Lineage: Eukaryota; Fungi; Ascomycota; Sordariomycetes; Diaporthales; Diaporthaceae.